This is a messenger RNA of Lycium barbarum (goji berry), 2585 nucleotides long. RefSeq lists its product as uncharacterized. NCBI's taxonomy places the organism in Eukaryota, Viridiplantae, Streptophyta, Magnoliopsida, Solanales, Solanaceae. The record is from RefSeq and is a predicted model, not a curated record. The coding region runs from base 334 to 2061 and encodes 575 amino acids. The transcript is spliced from 8 exons.
UUUGCGCGAAGAUUCCAUUGUUACAAAUACAUAAUCUUGCUAAUCUCGUGACCAACACGCCAUUACAAUCUAUUACCAGUAAUAACAGUAACAGUAACCAUCUUUAUAGUAUACAUACACAUUCUAUAUUUCAGUUACCAUUUCCAUGUAAACUUUGUAUAGUCUAUUCUCUCAGUUGGUACCGCUUAUUAAAUGUCUGCAACAACGGUGACGGAGAUUGAGAUUCCGGUGUGAUGACGGAGAAAUGAAGUGUUUGGAUUUUAAGGCGUGAAUGAAAAACGAGAAUAUAGAGUAAUAUAAAAUGAAGUUGUGACUAGUGAAAGCAAAUUGACAAUGCCGGAGCUAGGGUUUCAGGAUUCGAGAUCGGGUAGAAAUGUUCAUCGUGAUGUAAGUCCGGAUUCUGUUAUAUUCACAGGCGACUCCAAUUACAGCAGCAUAUUCUCAUCUGCUUCCGGUAGCGUUGACCGGUGUUCAUUUGCUUCCGAUGCUCACGAUCACCAUUCCUCCGUUUCCGAUCAUUUGGCAGGGCAUGAAUGCCGUGAAGCUUCUGGUGGUACAGUUACAGAUCGAAACAAAGCUAUGGUACACAGAAAUAGUCACCUUGGCAGAAAAGAAAAAGCAAAAGUUCAAAAGGCAGAGAAGAACAGCAAGAUUGAGAUUGAGACAGAUGAUGAAAAUCUGUCUUUAGAUUCCGCAAGAAACUCUUUUUCUCAAGCUCUUAAAGAAUGUCAAGACCGGAGGUUUAGGUCAGGAUCACUACUGAAGAAACCAGAUAGGCGAAGGCCUGCUUCACUAGAUCUAAACAAUGCUGUGAUUAAUGCGGGGCACUCUUCUUCUCCGCGUUUUGGGAUCAUGAAGAAGACUCCUGUUACGACUAGCCGAGCUGGUUCAUUUCCAAGUCCAAGAACGCCAAAUUAUCGCCAUUCCAGUGUUGGUGUUCAAAAAGGCUGGAGUUCGGAGCGCGUGCCAUUGCAUUCAGGUGCUAAUCGCAGGCAGUUGAAUACUGCAUUGCUGCCUUAUAACAACGGAAGGACAUUACCUUCCAAAUGGGAAGAUGCAGAGAGGUGGAUUUUUAGCCCGGUCUCAGGAGAUAGUUCCAUGAGAACUUCGUUACAGCAGCCACAGAGGCGACCUAAGUCCAAAAGUGGGCCUCUUGGUCCUCCUGGUCUAGGUUACUAUUCAUUGUAUUCUCCUGCACCACCUGUUUUUAAGGGAGGAAAUGAUGGGAAUCUGUUAGCCAAUUCCCCUUUUUCAACGGGAGUGAUGGCAACUGAUGGUCUGUCAAUUCGAUGUGGAGAUAGCCUGGGUAGUGGAAACUUGCAUGCGCUCACAGAGCCAUGCAUGGCAAGGUCAGUUAGUGUACAUGGAUGCUCUGAACUGGUCUGUUUAUCGACCUUGCCGACUUCCCAAGAUGAGAGUGGGAAUGAUAUUCAAGAUGCAGCCAAUGGUGUGUCACGAGUUAUCUCAAGGCGGGAUAUGGCCACUCAAAUGAGCCCCGAGGCAAGCCCUUCCUCAUCUCCAAUAAGGCAGUCAUCAUUCUCUCCUUCAACUCCAUCUAUUCUACCACUUGUAGAAUUGCAAUGUGCGCCUUCUUCUAAAGCAGAAAUGAGAGAUGUUCCCAUUGAUGAGCGGGUUACAGUGACCAGGUGGUCAAAGAAACAGAAAGCUCGAAUUCCAGGUAGGUGCAUGGAACUUGAUGACUGGAAAAGGAAAGCUAUGGAAAUCCGGUCUUCAGGUUGGGAUGUUGCAGAGACAUCAACAAGCAUUUCAAAGAUCAAGAGGGAAGAAGCAAGAAUCACUGCAUGGGAGAACCUGCAGAAGGCAAAAGCAGAGGCAUCAAUGAGGAAACUAGAGAUGAAACUGGAGAAAAAGAGAUCGUCAUCCAUGGAUAAGAUUAUGAACAAACUUAGAUCGGCUCAAAAAAAGGCCCAUGAAAUGAGAAGCUCAAUGUUAGCCAACCAAUCACAUGAAGUAGCAAGAUCCUCCAGCAAGGCCUUAUCUUUCCGUCGGACUCGCCAAAUAGGGUCUCUGAGUGGCUGCUUUACAUGCCAUGCAUUUUGAUGUUACCACAAGCCUCUAUAUCAGGUAUUCUCCUCCCUUUACAUAGAGGAGUGUUAGAUUUCAGAUAUCCUUGCACAGAUUUAAAUCUGGUAUUGAAUGAGUAGAUCCCUUCUUUCCUGAUGCACUUCUCUGCAAUUUGGUAGUGAAUGGGUCAGAUCAUGUAAUUCUUGUAAUAAGCGGCAAUGAUUUGGAAAUGUUAUAUGUCAAGACGUGCUUUCUGGAAAUCAAUGCUGCAGGGCAUUUAAUGACCCUCUUAGAAGAUUAUAUUUGCUACUGAAUGAUUAAACGGUCAAGAGGCAUGAACAGGGUGAAAAGUACCCACGGUCUUCCAUGAAUGUCGAAGUAGUUUGAUGUGUAACUUCGAGUUUCAUCUUGAUGCUCCAAUUACAAAGCUUAUUUUUGUUUCUCCUUCAGGCCCUGCCAUCUUCAACAAAAUUCUAGUUGCUCUGUAAGAUUCUAAAAACAUCUCCUUUGAUUCAAUCUGUAUGUAAUGAAUUUACCAAUAAUCCACGAGUUAUCUUAAA